Messenger RNA from Chiloscyllium plagiosum (whitespotted bambooshark), 10555 nucleotides. It is a transcript of the gene cbln4, whose product is annotated as cerebellin 4 precursor. Gene Ontology annotation, cellular component: synapse. Gene Ontology annotation, molecular function: protein binding. NCBI's taxonomy places the organism in Eukaryota, Metazoa, Chordata, Chondrichthyes, Orectolobiformes, Hemiscylliidae. The record is from RefSeq and is a predicted model, not a curated record.
ACAAGAUAAAGCAGAGCGUUCAUUUGCAGUACUCUUCCCAAGCUUUCAAAGUGCAGUCGGUGAGUGACACAAAACCGGAGGGACUGUCUCUGACACACAGAUCAGAGAAGGGAGCUCGUGAGCAGGACCAGGAGUGAACCUCUGGAAUAAAUAGAUCGCCUGAAAACCCCGUCCAGCCGAACUGAUAUGGCAGCGUCAAAUAAUGUUUUGUUUGGCUGUGGUCUUCUCCAUCAAUAAUUCACACCGGGAUUUAUAGAUCAAGAAGGGUUUGUUUUUUUUGUGUGUGUGUGUGUCACACAUUCCGGGGAGAGAGGUUUGCAAGGGACGGGGGACUUUCAGGUGCAGUGCCAUGUUUCCUGGAGGGGGUUCUGCCGAUUCGUACUGGGAUAGCCAGGUGUAGAGCAGGUUAAGAGGAGCAGCUAUCGUCCGUCCAGCUGAAAUCUAGGAAGAGGGAAAGGAGGAAGACACGAGAGUGGAGAGGCUUGUUUCUGGUUGCUUGGUGUUGCCGCGAGGGUUGGUGGUGGCUGCAGUCGACAAUGGUGCUGUCCAUGGUGCUGACGGCGCUGGCUGGCCUGGCGCUGACCACGGUGCCGGUGCUGACACAGAAUGACACGGAGCCCAUCGUCCUGGAGGGGAAGUGCCUGGUGGUGUGCGACUCCAAUCCGACGGGAGACUCCAAGGGCUCAUCCUCCUCCUCCCCGCUUGGGAUCUCGGUCCGCGCCGCUAACUCCAAGGUGGCUUUCUCCACUGUGAGGAGCACCAACCAUGAGCCAUCGGAGAUGAGCAACAAAACUCGGAUCAUUUACUUUGAUCAGAUCUUAGUAAAUGUGGGCAAUUGCUUUACCCUGGAGUCGGUCUUUGUUGCCCCAAGAAAAGGCAUUUACAGUUUCAACUUUCAUGUUAUCAAAGUGUACCAGAGUCAAACUAUUCAGGUCAAUCUUAUGCUUAAUGGUAAACCAGUAAUUUCUGCUUUUGCUGGGGACAAGGAUGUGACUCGUGAAGCUGCCACUAAUGGAGUCCUGCUCUAUUUAGAUAAAGAAGACAAAGCAUACCUGAAACUGGAGAAAGGUAACCUGGUUGGCGGAUGGCAAUAUUCAACAUUUUCUGGUUUCUUGGUUUUCCCUCUGUAAAUCCCAACAAAAUAUCUUUGAAUCAACAUGCAUAAUUUUCUUGAUUAUAAACUGAUUGUCCUAUGUGUUGGUUUUGAAGAUCAUUUAAAAAGUGUGGAUCAUUUGUCCCAAAUAUUAAUCUGGACUAUACUUGGUCGUAUGAUACAAAUACUCUCAGUGGAUGUGAAUUGUCUGGUUUAUUUGAACCGCUUUAAAGACUUCUGGAGGGAAAGAAAAGUUUACAACAUCUUAGCUAAUCUGCACAAAUGAGAAAGGACAUAAAGUGGAAAAUCAUAAAUGAGAGGAAGACACCCUAACUGCAGUUGACGUUAAGAUGGAACAGUUUGCCUGCAAAAUUAGUGACAAAAUGUCUGGACUGGAUACAUCUGUGUACAUUCACAAAUAUGUUUUGCCUUUAAAAAGCCUGUCAAUGAGGUUAGAUGCAUUUAAUAAUGGCUUAAAUUAAAGUUGCAUUAUUAAUACACCAUUCAAAGGAGGAAAAAAAACCUGGUUUACCAUAGUAUAAUGGUGGAUUUGGGAUAUGUAUGUAAGUUCAUUACCAUGCUUCAUUUGCUUACAUUGCCUUAAAAUACAUAGACUUAUAUGUACAAUUCUGCUUUGUCAUUAUUUACCUUUAAUAUUUAAAACAAGGUGUUGCUUUAGGUUUGCAAUGCACUUUACCUGAACACACUUUUCAUUUUUAAUGGAAUAAUUUUUCAAUGAAAUGAGCUUUCAUGGGCUAAUGGUGAUGUUGUGCUGCCUUCAGGGUGCUGUAUAAUCAAAACUGAUUUCAUAACAAUUUAGUUGGAUGGCGACGUCAUUCUGAAAACUAGCCCCAGCUGCUGGCAUUGUUUCCGACACCUAACCCCAUUUGUGGAACAGCGAACCACCAAACUAACACUUGGGAAAGUGUUCACUCUGUCUCAAACCUGUAAUCAUUUCACCUUUGCUUCAGUUCAUAAUCCAUCUGCUAUUAAUAACUAGGCAAUUGACCAAAUUCUUAUCAAAGCUACAAGAAUGCUGUUAGAUUCCAUACAUAUUUUACUUGAAGUUUAUUUUAAUUUAAUGUUAUUAUCUCUGUCUCACUGAGCUGAAAUUUGUGGCAUGGGUUUGGAAUAUAGACAUUGACUAUCUUAAUAAUGGAGUACCAACAGUUUCAAAGCUGACUUAGCCGGAGAGUUGAAUUCAAAAAUUUUGUUGAAACAUCCACCUAACAUUACUUCCAAUCUGAUCUGUUUCCAGCCAAAUGAACAUCAAGCAAAAUAUUGUAACUGAGAUCAACAUGUCUUACACAGUUUGCACCUCUAAAUUUAACAGGAAUGAGUUAAUUGCUGUCUCACAUCAAGUAUAAGCCAUACUUUACAAUGUAACAUUCCUGAACAAUCAACCAAACUUUGAUAAGAAAACUGCAACAAUCAGUGUUGAAGUUCCGGGAUAUGAAUAUACUCAUUAAAGUCUGUGCUGAAAAUAUAUUAACUCAAAUAAUCUAUUAUUUAUAUUCUAAAAUUGUGGUUGGAGUUAAUACUUUCUUUUAUAGAAGACAUCCAGUUUGGGUGUAUUAUAGGAAAACCAUUAUGACAGCAGACCUAUUGAAAACUCAGUUUAUUAACCACUGGAAUUGCAAACUUGAAGCUGAGGGAAUAAAAUUUAAAAAACUCUUGCCACAUGCUGCUGGUUGAUAAGGCUCAUGAGAGAAUUAGUUUCAUUUUUGGAACUACUUUUGCCUUAUUGAAUAAUAAACAAAAUAACAUUGCUCAAGGUGACAUGUGUAAUGGUUGCAUCAUAAAGUGACCUAUGUGUCUAUGAAGUAGCUUUACUUAAAUAUGACAGCCCUGACAAUUUUCCACAGUUAAAGCAUCAUUUCCAUACAUUUGUGUAGAAUUCCACUCUAUUGUAGAAAAGAACUUAAAACAAAUAUUGUUUGGUGUGGUUAAAAAGUCAAGCCUUCCAAGUGUCCUCAUGAUUUAACAAAAUGUGUACAAGUGACAUUUUCUCAUGGGUAUUUAGUGUCUUACUUUGAUAAGCCUCACUGUAUUUGCAGGCAUAGUUUCUAUGAAUAAAGGCUUUUUGAUUCAAGUAUAUAUGACAAUGAACUAAAUUGAUUUUAUGGAGUACAAGUUCAUGUCAAUAGAAUUCCAAUGUUCAGGAAGCAAUCUUCCUGUGACUGAACAUUUUUGGUGGUAGUCUGGAAAGCAGUGAAAAUAAAAUAAUAUAAAAUGGUGUAUAUGAUUUCGGACAGCACUCUAAAUUAUACAUGUAUUCAACUCAUGAUUCAGUUUCACAAUCAACUUAAUGACAAAGGAUAUUGUGGUCAAGCCAUCCACUGAGAUGUUUUUGAUAGUUGCAUUCGUGAUUUAACAUUUCCACAAUUGGUCUUUGAGAGACCUGGCUCUCACAGAAAGUAAGAAUAGAAAUGGAAAGAUAGUGGAUUCUUUCGCUUUACUUUACCAAUUUUUCCUCAUGUCUUGACCAGAGUUGUUCAUGCCCCAUAGUUGUUGACUGACUUGUCAUAUAGUUAUCCAAUUCCUACUUUAAAUUUGCAAAUACAGCCCCUGUGACAGACUAUGAAACUCUAAAGGUCAGCAGUUUUUUCCUAACCACUAGAUGCUUGCGUGUCUGUUCAGGUCAAUUGAUAGUUCUGGAAAAUGCAUGGGGGCACCAUGGAUCUUUUGUUCUGGUCUCUAAUGAAGUGACUUAUCAAAGUGCCACCACUGUCACCCAAGUUGAGAUUGACUAAUUAUUUCCUGGUCUCCAUGGGCUAGGUCAAGAGAAAGAAUGAUUUCUCACUAUUUUAUUGUUUCCUCCUAAUUUCUGAUCCUGUUAUUUAUGGAAAUAAAUAGAUUUGGUGAGGGGUGGUGAGGUGAAGGUAAGUUCAAACUUCAAGUGAUAUCAUUCCCCAUUUUAAUAAGAAUUUUUAAAAAGCAUUACAAAAGAAGAGACAUUCAGCAUUUGUCUCACCUCUUUGCUGAGCUGUCUUUUAACUUAAAGCCUUGACAAUAUUAUUACAGUGCCACCACUGUUGUGAGAAAAUGCUACUUGUAUAUUCUGACAGUAAUAGUGGUCUUUUAAGAAAAUACAUUGCUGUUUAAAUUAGCCUGUGACUUUUCUGUAAAUCAAUAUAGUUUGCUGUCACAAAGCUUACGGAAAGAUUUGGAAUAGUAUAACAGCCAAACUCAGUGUGUGCCUGCGUGUGUAAUAUGCAGUACUGAAGAAAUAGAGUUGAUCAGAUUGAAUGGUAAAUAUUUUCAAGUUUGUAUCCAUUAUUAGCAGAUACACAUCAAUUAUUGCUCAAUUCAGGAUAAAGUUCAUUUAAUAAAGGCAAAUGAAAAGAUUUCUUCCAUGCUACUAUCAACCAGACAAACUUAUUCAAUUCCAUAACAUGGCUAAGAACUCUUAACCAAACCUCUGUCUAAUAUUACACAGUAAGUGGCCCUACUUUGAUUCUGAUAGGGAACAGGGUUUUCGUUAAAGAUUAUUUAAUAUUCGUAAUAUAACUCAAUCAAUUAUUCACUACACAAUCCUACCAAUUUGUCUAAAAUUGUAGGGGUUUUCUAUUUUUCUUCUCAAAUUCUGAGAAUCACACAAGACUGGAAAUUAUCAGAAGCCAAUUUAUUUCAAUUCUACUUGAUACAAGUCUGAGUUUAGAGACAUUUGUGAUGUUUGAAAUAAAUCUUCUUAAAAUUAAUCGUUACCACUAUAGAUCGAUGCGGAGGUACUUGUGUGACAGAAUAUCUUCUCAUGUUAGACCAACAAUGCAUUGAUUGACAUAUAUAUAUAUAUAUUUAAAAUAAUACAAAUAAAUAAUGGAUAAGCUGCAUCCAUGCAUAUUUCUUUUUUAACUAACACACAAAUUUCUAUACAGAGCUAUAGAGAUAUACAGGACGGAAACAGACCCUUAGGUCCAAAUGUGUGUCUGUAUAUAUGGUAUAUUGCUGUUCUUAUUCCCCAGUCUUUCUUCUAUAAUCCUUUUAUCAUCUCUUUCUAACUCCUCCUACCUGAGCUAUUUCCCUUUUGGCAUGUUUCUCUGUUUUGGUAUUGUCCCAUUCUUACCUAAAGUACAUGUAGGGAUAGUUGGCCUUAUAAAUCAACAUGAUAGGUAGGACCUGUAGAUGGUUUGCAACUGUGCAAUGUGUUCAAAGCACACAAAAAUUUAGAUGGAAAUACAAAUUCUCAAUGCUUUGUUUUAAAGAAACUACAUCAUCAAAUUCUCACAGUUGACUCACUUUGACUGCCAACUGAAUCACCAUUAUCCAGUAGCCCAGGAUGUCAGAUACAUUACUUAUGCUGUCCCCUUUUUAAACAACAAACAUGUUGUCAAUUUUUCCACUCUUCCUGAAUAUGCAGUCCCAUUACUGAGGGAGCAGGUAGAGAUCCAUGGGAGUUAAUUAACUUUCAGUACCGUAUUCAAUGAGUAAUUUAGCCGAUUGCUUUUUGGAAGACUAUUUGACCAUCAGAGGCCAAACCAUUCUUAUCCUUAGCCAACAUCAGCAUGUGUGAAGUUGCUGUAAAAUAAGAAUUUGCUAUGCUAACCUCGGAAGCAAUGAGGCCCUUUGGCACACAAUUUUGUCUUUCAAGCAUGCAAGUUAUAUAAAACAUCUUACCCCCAAUAAAAUUUUGAAUAGACCAACAUGUUUGUGGCUCAUGGUAUCUUUGUGGGAGAUGGCUCUGAUGAUGCCUGUCCUCCAGUUCCUUUGGAGCUGUGGUAUUCAUAUUGUGUAGCUCUCAGAGAUAUUCUUACAAAGGAUUCUAAUAAGUAAUAUGUCUGUGUGCGGGUCGUACUUGAAAACAGUACUGAAAUAUUCAUAGAAUAUGACAUUUGGAAUUUGAAAAAAACAAAUUAUCUCUGUUUCUUUUUGGAUCUAUAAAAAAUUCAAUUACGUUUUCAAUAAUGUGUCUAAAAAAGAUAGAUAACAUUUUCUGUCCAUAUCUGUUUAGGUGGAGAUAACUGUGGAACUGUUGAAACUUGUUAAAGGAUCCUUCUAAUGAACAGUCUCCUGAGAACAUUUUUAAUCCUUUUGGGCUGUCUUUCACUCCAAGCCAAGUGCAGAACUUAAUCAGAAUUGAGAAUACAGCUUGAUUUGUAUUCUUUACCACCAUUGUUGCCUUGUCCUUUUGUGUAAUCAUACCCUAUCUAAAGUAAAAAGAAUAUGGACUGAAUUUAGUGACUACAGUGGUGACCCUGAAACCCAGUAUGGCCAUCUCCAGAAGCUCUGACACGUUACUAGGCAGUUCAGGCUUCUGUUUCUCUAAGUGUACAAAUCCCACUUUUAAGAACGACUAGCAUUCAGAGAACUGGCACCUCUUACAGCUCCAGCAACUAAGACCAAUGGCCAUUAUUAACAUUGCAGCGAUCUGGAAACACCAACAAGAGAGCAGACCCUAGAAUGGAGAUAAGAGUAUUGCACUUGUUGGGGCCAGUCAGGCAGGUCAUGAUAGGAGGUGCAGUGUGGGUCUUUGUUGAAGGAAAAGGAGUUGUGCUGUCUGACAGGGUGGUUCCUUGCUGCUAGUGUCCAUGCAUGGACCCCAGCAUAUGUGAUCAGGACUGCCCACCCGCUGAUCCUACAGGGAUGCUGCCAGUCUUCCCAUGUGGCUUAACUCCCAUUCUCAACCAACCCCUUCCAAACAUUGACAGAGUAUAAGCAAUGAUGAGAUGAGGCCUUUAAGUGGGUUCAUUUUGCCACUUAAGCCCUCAGUUGGUCUCUGUGUGGAAAGAUCCUUUACAGCUUUUGGUAACCCUGAGUGCAUUGCAAGGUAUUAGGAAGGUGAUAGAUAUUCCGUUUCAUGCCUUCCCUUCUGCCCUGAGUCCCCGUUCCCAGUCUGCUGCAAGCAAGGAGAUGAAAUUCCUUCCAGCAUGUGGAAGCAGGGCCAUUGUUGUUAAAAAUGCCAGUAAAUGGCUUUUUUAAUCAACAAUCCCAUCUCCAUGUUGACUAGAGAUCCAUGGUUGAAAUCAUGACAAUCCUUGGAAAUCUCUGAAGUUGCAAAUCACAAAAGAAAGAGGCAUUGAGUGUUGGAACUUAAAGGUAUUCACACAUCAAGUUAUUUGAAUUCUAUUUCUGAAUGCCAUCAUUCAAUUUGAAUUUAGAAAUGCUGAGCAGAGACCUACUCAAAUGGUAGGAAAUUGCCCUUACAGUUUACGCCUUCAAAGCAAUAAAGGUUCAUUUUCAUAGCGGGAAGAGGCAUAGACCAUACUUCCUAAUCUGAUUCUUCAGCUUUGAAUGGAUAUAGUACUAGGACAGCCUUUAAAAUGGUGAAGAAAGCAAAUUAAUGCUGCCUUAAAAGAAAGAAGGGAAAAGGAAGUCAAAAUCAUUUGCCUUUGAAUAUGCAAAGAGAGAUAUGAAACCAGUAUUUGGUAAUUUGGAUGAUAUUUACAAAGUGUGAAAAGGUUCAUGUGAAUCCUAGACUUCAGCAUGAACCCAUUCCAUUGAGUAUUUAACUUCUGUGUUGUAUAAUUUACCUCCUACCAUAUUAUUAAGGUAUCUGUUUGGCUGCUUGCAGCUUGCUGAGAAAAGUUAGAGAACAGUUUAGACAUCUUGCCUAUAGCAUUGGACACACUCCAAGGACAGGCUGCCAAUAUCUUGACUAUCAAGUUCCCAGAAAAUCACUGCCCUCUUCUCCAACUCCGCUGAAGUUGGCUCAGAAUUCUUAGGUAUGACAAGAAAUUGUUGACAUGAAACGUGCUGUUGAAUGAAACUAUCUUCAAAAAAAAUGUUCUUUAGCAUCAUCCUUCCCCUUAAUGAGAAAUUGGAAUAAAAAAAGAAAAGUAAUUGCUUAUUUAUGGUUGAUGUAGAAAUAAAAGAUUGGACAGAAUGGGGGAGGUCCUCUGUGAUUACAUUUUGAUGCAUGAGGUUAAUGUAUGCUGCCUGCCUGCCCAUAUUUCUGAGUUAAACUGCGAAUCCAUUUCUUUUCAUUUUGCUUUACAUUACUUUUAUUAAAUAUGAAUAAAGAUUGGGCUCAUUUAAUAAGCAGGUAUUUUUCCUUAAAUGUCUUGACUUGUUUCUGCCUAAAGGCUUGACAAUGCCUAGCCAAACAGAUUGCUAAUUUUAAAAAUAUUUUCUUUGUUGUUUCAGACAGUUUGUUUUCAUAUUAUUGUAAUAAUUUACUAAAUGCUGAUGGCAACUUCACACUGUUUUGCCGUCCAAUUUGAAUAAGUUUUGGUCAAUAGAAAUACCUGCAAAGAAGUUAAAUAUCAAAUAUUAAGUGUACUAAAAGUGGUGCACAGAAGAACUGUUUGCAUAAAUAAAACUUGAAUUCUCUUGUGUAUAGAAGGCUGAUGGAUGGUUUAAUCUUAUUGUUCAAGAUGAUUAAAGGAGUUGGAUAAGUAAAGGGAAAUUAUUUUGCUUAGUGGGGAAUUCUGAAUGAGAGGGCAGAAAUCUUAAUAAUAGUGGUAGAUCAUUGAUUGCGUUCACAAUACUAAGUCACAAAGGGGAGGUGGAAACCUGAAACGUUUGUCAAACAGCAAUUAAGAUCAAAUUUAUUGGGAAUUUCAAAAGUAAAAUUGAUAAAUGUUUUAAACAAUUUUAGCAAAAGUGAAAGGUUUAUGGUACCAAAAUGGCUGGAUACAGUUAAGGUAGAAAUUGCCCAUGGUUUAUGGUAAUUAAAUGACGCAACAGGAUUGAGAGGCUAUACAGCCUACUUUGUUCCAAUUGUGGAAGUGGAGCUUCAACAAUGUAGGAACUUAUACUUAAUUACACUUCUAUGAAGCAUUCUAGGAUAAUGUUGUGGGAAUACUUUCAGCAUUGUGACUUCUAUCUACUGCCUUUAGCAGCUUAACAUAAAACUAUUAAUGUAUCUAUUUAAGUUUUGAAAAGCCUUUGGUUGAAAAUGACAGUUCCACAUCAGUGUCAUCAGUAAGAUUGGCAAACUGCAUUGGGUUGUGUUUCUUGUUAUGUAUAAACCUAUUAACCUUGGGUGCAAAGUGUUAAACCCACCCAAAAAUCAUGUGAAAUUAUUGUUAUCUUCCUGUUGCAAGUCCAAAUGAUGAAUACCUUCUGACUUACCAUUACUUGCAUAACAGUCCAAAGAUCUCGGUCAAGUGUGAUAACACUUAGAAUGAAAAGUAGUUCCAGUCUAAUUGCUACUCAGGUCUGACACAAACCCAUUAACAGUUUCACCAGCUCAGUGCAAGAAAGCAAUUCCCUGGCAGAUGCUCUAUUGCUUUUGUUUUAACAAUGAUCUACUGAAAUGAAAAAAUGGAUCAGGUAUAAAAGAGAGCUUUAAAUUGCAAGCUUGUCUCUGUUUUUAAUCUGUCACUUGAUCGGUCUAUCUCAAGCUUCCUACAAUGUCAAUACUUCUUUGUUUAAAGUGAUAUAGCCUUUGUCCAUCCUUUGGGUUAAUAAUGGAGCAUAGUCUGGAGUUCAGCAUGGCAGUUAGUAUCUGCAUCAGAACAGCCUAAUUUGAUUUUACCAGUACAAAAAUGUAUCCUCCAAGCUUAAAGCUGAGAACCAUGUUAAAAAUCUCUGAAAUAUAACUCAUUUCCAGGUGAUAAUUUUUUCCUUUGGUUUGCCAGAAUGUUUAACCCUGCUGAGUGCUGUUAAGUGCUAACCACUUUGUACCACUUGCCAAACUCAAAAAUCAAACUAAUCUUAAUGGUCAUUAAAUGAUCUUGCCAACACCAACCCCUGACCGUUUGUUUUAACCUGGCUACAAUGUACAAUUAUGACAGAUAAAACUGCACCUCUCUGUUUAAACAUCAAUACUGUCAACAGCUGCCAUUCCAAUGCUAUUACUUAUUCAAAGUUGUUACCACUGUUCAAUUAUAAUCACAAGAUAAGUAAAUGAAAUGUCUGACAUGACAGAUGGAGAAUUUCUCCAAAUCAGAUGUGUUUAUCUAUGAAAUAAGUGGAGGUUAAUGUGCCAGUUCUUCCUUAAGUGUGUAAGACCUGUAAUUUACAAUCACCACAGGUGUGAGUGACUUCAGAUCUUUAUUCUGCAUGAAAGAAUGCUGUUAUGUAUGAUCAUUGGUAUGGCAUUUUUGAUACACUUUUUAAAGACGUUUUGCAAUGCAACACGUAAAAGAUAUUAUUAAAGGAUAAUUCACUGCAAUUGUUACUUUAAAAAUAAUUGUGCUUAAAUUUUAAAUGUUAAAAGUAUUUGCUAAGAAUGUGCGGCAGAUGGGAAUGUGGAUUGAGACCAAUUUAAAAAAUAUAUCAUUUCAAACUUUUAAUAGAGAUUAGAAUGCUGAGACCUUCUUUGUUACUGUCCUGAAUUUGAAUCUAAUUCUUGAAAUGAUGUGGUUCUCAGUCCUUGUUUCACUUUUCACAGCAGUGAAGCAUCACAUCUAUUCACAGUGAAAAUGUACCAUUAUCAUUUGAGAAUUGUACAAUAUAUAUCAACUGCAAUGUUAGUUUUAUAAGUCUUCUGAUACUCAUGGUGUAUCCUAAUUUGUCUGUUUAUUACAUAUCCGGUGCAUAAUGUUUUUUAGCUUGCUUAACAGUAAAUAAAAAUAU